AUGCGCGCGCCUUCCGCCCCGCUCCUGUCGCUGCCCACAUCGCUUGGCGAGGAGACCGGCCCCGUAUUCGGCCACGCCAUUCUGGGCGACAUGGACCAUGACCUGGUGCACAAUUUUGCCGAGCCCGGCGAGAGCGCCAUCGGCCCGCGCAUCAUCGUCCAUGGCCGGGUCACCGACGAAGCGGGACGGCCCGUUCCGAAUGCGCUUCUGGAAGUGUGGCAGGCCAAUGCCGGCGGCCGCUACCGGCACAAGAAGGAGGGCUAUCUCGCCCCGCUCGACCCCAAUUUCGGCGGCUGCGGCCGUGUCCUGACCGACGAGCACGGCCAUUACGAGUUUCGCACCAUUCAGCCCGGCGCCUACCCCUGGCCCAAUGGCGGCAAUGACUGGCGCCCCGCGCAUAUCCAUUUCUCGAUCUUCGGCGCCGCGUUCGCACAGCGCCUGAUCACGCAGAUGUAUUUCGAGGGCGAUCCGCUGAUCCCGCUCUGCCCGAUCGUCGGCGCGAUCCCGCAAAAGGACGCCGUCCAAAGCCUGAUCGCCGAACUGGACAUGAGCCGCACCGUGCCGAUGGAUGCCCGCGCCUGGCGGUUCGACAUCGUCCUGCGCGGCAAGCGGCAGACCCUGUUCGAGAACCGGCUGGAGGGCCUUUGA
Molecule: messenger RNA, 648 nt
Organism: Effrenium voratum
Lineage: Eukaryota; Dinophyceae; Suessiales; Symbiodiniaceae
Source: the annotation of a GenBank genome assembly